AUGGCCUCGGCCUUCAGCGCAUAUCAUGGUCCUGCUGCCAUCGCGUCGCAACAUACUGUCACAGCUCUAGGGCGAUGGUCUAUUCUGAAUCAUGCUCUUCCAGCCGUCGAUAAAAUCAAGGCCCUUCACGUCUAUGAUUUCGACAACACACUAUUCAAAACUCCCCUACCGAAUCCCCAACUCUGGAACGGCCCCACGAUCGGAACAUUAUCGAACCAAGAAACCUUUGUCAAUGGUGGAUGGUGGCACGACAGUCGCAUUCUCGCCGCAACCGGUGAGGGCAUCGAUGUCGAAGAGAAGCGCGCCUGGGAAGGCUGGUGGAAUGAAAAGAUAGUCGAUCUUGUUAGGCUGAGCAUGAAGCAAAAGGAUGCUCUCUGCGUUUUGCUUACGGGUCGUUCAGAGAAAGGGUUCGCCGAGCUGAUACAGAAAAUGGUCACCGCCAAGGACCUCGAGUUCGACAUGAUUGGUCUCAAACCGGCCGUUAGUCCGACAAACCAGAAGUUCCAGAGCACCAUGCACUUCAAGCAGCUCUUCCUUGGGGGCCUGAUGGAAACUUAUAAACAAGCAGAAGAAAUCCGAGUCUAUGAGGACCGACCAAAGCACACCAAAGGCUUUCGCGACUUCUUUGCCGAUUUCAACCGUCAACAGAACAUCACACCGACAAGAGGGCCGAUCACGGCUGAAGUCAUCCAAGUGGCCGACUGCUCGACGGUCCUGGAUCCUGUUAGCGAGGUGGCCGAAGUUCAGCACAUGAUCAACAUUCACAAUGAGAUGGUCUCCAAGCAAACCCCAAGACAGCGCCAACACCGACUCAGAAUUAAGAAGACUGUUUUCUUUACCGGCUACAUGAUUGGGCCCGAGGAUACCAAGAAGCUCAUUCAGCUCGCCCAUAUACCUCCAAACAUGCCGCAGCAUGAGCUCAAGUACCACGGCAACAACAUUCUUAUCUGCCCCCGACCAUGCCCCGCUAGCAUCUUGGAGAAGGUCGGCGGAAUGGGUAGCAAGAUGAAGUGGGAAGUCAUUGGUACCUCCUGUUUCGAUAAUAGUAUUUGGGCGGCGCAGUUACGACCUAUUCCCCAGCAUGCCAAGUAUCACACCGACAACCCUAGUCCUCUUGUUGUAUUGGCUUUGAGGAAGGGAGCCAGACCGAUGGAUGCCGGGAAGAUACAGAACUGGCAGCCCAUAUCACCAGAGAAGUCGUUUACUUUCGAGACCGUUGUUGGUGAGAAGGUGAUCCUACGCAUUGAGCCAGAAGACCCUCGCGAGGACGCGUACGAGAGCCUGUUCGCCAACAAGACAUCGAAGCGGAAGCACAAUGGCGACGAGGACUGGAGCCAGAGGAACACCAGUAACCACUAUAACGGACGUAAUGAGUCCCGUGGCUACCACUCAGGAGGUCGUGGAGGUAGGGGACGCGGCAAUCGUGGUCGUGGCAGUGCUAGGGGCGGCCGCGGAGGUCGUGGUAGAGGAGGAGGCUACAACUACCGAUCCCUCGACGACGUUGAGCCUAAGAACCAGCAGGGCGGCUAUGGGCAGCAGGUGGAUUAUGAUGAUUCUUACCCACCGCUCGGCAAGAGUAACAACCCUCCUGCGUCAGCACCCAAUGGCCCCGGAAACUAUGGCGGUAGAAACCAAGCGUCUCGUGGCGGUGCGGGUGCUCAGGGGCGACCAAUGGGUGGCCAGGCAGCUAACAACAGCUCAGAUUUACAGAAUUAUUAUUAG
Molecule: messenger RNA, 1722 nt
Organism: Fusarium coffeatum
Lineage: Eukaryota; Fungi; Ascomycota; Sordariomycetes; Hypocreales; Nectriaceae
Exons: 3
Coding region: 1-1722 (573 amino acids)
Biological process (GO): rRNA methylation; box C/D sno(s)RNA 3'-end processing
Cellular component (GO): box C/D methylation guide snoRNP complex; small-subunit processome
Molecular function (GO): RNA binding; histone H2AQ104 methyltransferase activity; rRNA methyltransferase activity
Source: RefSeq, a predicted model, not a curated record